This is a messenger RNA of Empidonax traillii (willow flycatcher), 734 nucleotides long. It is a transcript of the gene ELF5, whose product is annotated as E74 like ETS transcription factor 5. The transcript has 5 exons. Gene Ontology annotation, biological process: regulation of transcription by RNA polymerase II; cell differentiation. Lineage: Eukaryota; Metazoa; Chordata; Aves; Passeriformes; Tyrannidae. Gene Ontology annotation, molecular function: sequence-specific DNA binding; DNA-binding transcription factor activity, RNA polymerase II-specific. The coding region runs from base 1 to 702 and encodes 233 amino acids. The record is from RefSeq and is a predicted model, not a curated record. Gene Ontology annotation, cellular component: nucleus.
AUGCUGGAGUCAGUAACUCAGAGCACAUUUCUGCCAAACACAAUGGUUUGCGAUCCCCUGAUGUCUUCGACAGGAUUAUUUGGGACAUCCGAAGGUGUCUAUACUGCCAGUGAUCAUCAAAGAGAUCCUAAUUCUUUCUGGACAUCUAUCCACCCAGAAUACUGGAGUGAGCACAACGUCUGUGAAUGGUUGCAGUUUUGCUGUGACCAGUACAAAUUAGAUGCCAACUGCAUUUCCUUUCCCCACUUUAAUAUCAACGGCUUGCAGUUAUGCAACAUGACCCAGGAAGAGUUCCUAGAAGCUGCAGGCGUUUGUGGUGAAUUCUUGUAUUUCAUCUUACAGAAUAUCAGGAUGCAUGGCAUUUCCUUUUUUACUGAUGCAGAAGCAACAACACCAUUAAACAAGGACUACCUACAGAAUUCUCAUUUGUGGGAAUUUGUAAGGGAUUUGCUCCUUUCUCCUGAAGAAGACAGUGGCAUCCUGAAAUGGGAAGAUAGGGGACAAGGCAUUUUUCGUGUUGUUAAAUCAGAAGCUCUGGCAAAGAUGUGGGGACAAAGGAAGAAAAAUGACAAAAUGACAUAUGAAAAAUUGAGCAGAGCUCUUCGUUACUAUUAUAAAACUGGCAUUUUGGAACGAGUGGACAGAAGGCUGGUGUACAAGUUUGGAAAGCAUGCUCAUGGAUGGCAGGAGAACAAGAUGUGAAUUGCCUCAUGCUUUCUUCUCAGUACAGAAUG